Messenger RNA from Schizosaccharomyces octosporus yFS286, 1104 nucleotides. Its product is annotated as alanine racemase. The transcript is spliced from 3 exons. Gene Ontology annotation, molecular function: pyridoxal phosphate binding. The record is from RefSeq and is a predicted model, not a curated record. Bases 250 to 957 code for a protein of 235 amino acids. Gene Ontology annotation, cellular component: intracellular anatomical structure. NCBI's taxonomy places the organism in Eukaryota, Fungi, Ascomycota, Schizosaccharomycetes, Schizosaccharomycetales, Schizosaccharomycetaceae.
CUGAUUCAUUGCAGUAUUCAAGAUAUAGAGCUAUGGGAAAUUGAAAUACUCGUAUAAUCAUCUCAUUCCUUAAUCAUUGUUUUCGAGUAAGAAACAAUUGUAGUACAUAUUUACUAUGAUAUACUCACCUCCAGCUCUCAAGCUGCUACGUUUCUCCAGGAAGAGUUCUCGUUGCAAAUCUAUAAUUUACCAGUAAAAUUUUUAUUUAAUAGAAUUUACUAGACUGUUUAUUAUUCUCACAACUCAAAAAUGUCCGUUAUCCGUUCUUGUUUGGAGUCAGUCCGUUCGCAAGUUCAGCAAUGUGCAAACGGAAGAAAUAUCAAUCUUGUAGCUGUUAGCAAGUUCCAUCCUGUAGAACAAUUGAUGGAAGCUUAUGAAGCAGGACAGCGACAUUUUGGCGAAAACUAUAUGCAAGAAUUCUUAGUCAAGGCAGAAUUGAUGCCAAAAGAUAUACAAUGGCAUUUCAUAGGCAAUAUGCAAAGUCAAAAAUGCAAGAAGAUUGCCUCUGUAAAAAAUCUUUAUGCGAUUGAAACGAUUGAUAAUGAGAAAAAGGCUCGUUUAGUUAACCAAGCCCGUGAAGCUAUUCAAACACCCUUACGGGUCUAUGUUCAAAUAAACACUAGUGGCGAACCAAACAAAGCUGGCGUGAUGCCUUCUGAGGCUUUGGAUUUGUGUAAAGUUGUUCAAAGUUUGGAAUAUCUUCGUCUUCAAGGUUUAAUGACAAUUGGUUCAAUUUCCCAUUCACAGUUACAGGAUCAGAAUCCAGAUUUUCAGUUGUUGUCGGAUCUUCGCCUCAAGCUUCAAGCGGAACUCAAUUCUCCUCUUGAACUAUCAAUGGGCAUGAGUUCGGAUUUCCCGUUGGCCAUUAAAUAUGGUAGCGACUCGGUUCGUGUGGGAAGCUCAAUCUUUGGCAGCAGACCAGAAGAAAAGCCUAAAUCUGUUGUAUCUUCAAAUUAAUAUUAAUUAUAUAUAAAGGAAUGGCUAUUUAUGCUUUUUGGAAAAAUGCAUUCUCACUUUGUAAGCUACAAACUUGUGUAAAUUUGCACUAUAGAUACCUUGCUCAUACUAAAGAAAUGAAGCAAACACACCAAUUUCACAUGGCGU